UCCAUCCAUCCCCAUUUCACAGCAUCCAUUCCAGACAGAGUGUUUUUCGAUCGGUUGCCAAUGGCGGACAUAGCGAUGCUGGUGGCCGACGAGGCGUUCGAGAAGAGGCUGCAGCGAGGGGCGCCCUUCGCCGGCGCCGGCGAGGAGGCGUCCAAGGGACGGGAGAACUUCGGGGCCGUGACCAAGGUGUGGGGCUCCUGGGCGUCGGGGGUCAAGGUGAGCGUCGCGCUCCUCGUCAAGGCCGACGUGGCCGAGCCCAGGAGCCCGGUCGCCCGGGCAGCCUUCGACGGCUUCUUCUCUGCUUGAUGAGUGUGAAUUAGAGUAAUUCGGAGGAGUUUACCGUGUGGAGUACCUCUCCCCCUUAAGCCAGUGUCAUGUAACUCCGAUUUGUAUGUACAUAACCGUGUGCUUUACUGGUUUGCAACAAAGAAGAAGUACACUUUUUGUA
Aegilops tauschii subsp. strangulata is the source of this 448-nucleotide messenger RNA. RefSeq lists its product as uncharacterized. Lineage: Eukaryota; Viridiplantae; Streptophyta; Magnoliopsida; Poales; Poaceae. The record is from RefSeq and is a predicted model, not a curated record.